AGGAAAUUCAGUCCUUUCCAUGUGGCAGCUUCUGCCAGAUGAAAUAUGGAUCUUCAUCUUUUCCUUUCUGUCUCAUAAGGAACUCUCUUGUAUUGCACAAGUUUGCCGCCACUUCUACCAGCUUACCAGUGAUGACAGCUUUUGGAAGCGAAUCCAUGUUUCAGACUGCCAUUCCUUGAAUGACAACUGGCUGGUCACCUUGGGAUGCCAUCAUCCACAGUCUCUCACUCUGCGCCGCUGCCAUGAUGAUAGUCAAGCCAUCACUGACCAAGGACUGAAACAAUUUUUUCACCACUGUAGAGAAUCUCUCGAGGAGCUGAGUGUCACAAGCUGCAGUGGUCCCAGACUGAAAGGAGAUAAACUUCUUCUCUAUGCAAGUACAUUUUGCAACAGGUUGACUGUAGUGGAUAUAAGUUGGAGUGGAGCUACAGAUUUGGGUGUGCUAGCUCUUGUUGAAGGAGCUUCAAGCCUUCUCGCAUUAUCUAUUAAUGGAUGCCAAAUUACAGACAAAGCCAUCAGAGCCUUAGUUAAAAAACAUGGAAACAGCCUCAAUAAACUAGAAGUGUUUGGCUGUCAUGCUCUCACAGCCAGAUGUGUGGGCUGUCUGGCACAGUCCUGCCCCAAUCUGCAGACCUUGAACAUUGGUAGAGUCCCCAAGAUCACUGAUGCUUGCUUUGCCAAAAUACUGGGAAACUUGAAAAAAGUAACUACUCUUAAUGUAACAGGUCUUGAAAUGGUGAGAGAUCGAAUUGUCCACCUCCUUGUGACACGUUUCUCAAAUCUGGAUUGCUUGGUCCUUAGUUCCUGCUCCCGGGUAACAGAUGUAAGCUUGUUGGAAAUUAGUACCUACCUGCGAACAAUCAGAUAUCUUGAUGUGAGUGGAUGUAAAAAGAUCACUGAUUUUGGAAUCCAAGCUUUGGCAAGAGGCUGCCACCAACUUCACUAUCUUGACCUGAGUUCAACAGGGACAAGCAGAAGAGGGGUUAGUUCAUUGGCUAGCUAUUGCCAUGGAACACUGGAGUGUCUAAAACUCAGUUUCUGCAAGGAAAUCACCUUGGAUGCUAUUAGAAAGCUUUGCAAAAAUUGCACACGACUGAAGAUGCUGCAUCUCUAUGGCUGCCAUAUCACUCCAGACUUGAGCUCAAUAAAAGACAUUUAUAAAAGAGUAGAAGUAUUUCAUGAUGGUUCUGCCUCUACCUGUUAAUGUUUCAUGAGAAAGUAGAAUUCCAGUGAUGAUGGAUUUUAUUUUUCAUCGGGCUUCAUUGAAGAUGUAAGGUCUAAGAUCAUAGUCAUAAGAAAAUUUCCAUUUAAGGUAAAGAUUUAAAUUUUCUUUAGCUUCAUGUAGUCAAGAGACUCAGUUAUGAGCUCUUGGAAUUGAUUCCUUCAGUUAAUAAUGAUCUCUUGUACUUCUUAUAUGUAAUUUCCUUGCCUAUUUAUGUAUUUCUGAUCUAAUCUGCUAGAGUAUAAGCUCCUUGGAGGGAGGGUUUGUAUUUCUUACUUUAGUUUUUAUACCCAAAACUUAGCAUGAUACCUUGAUUAUAGAAUGUGCUUAAUCACUGUUUGCUGAAUUAAGAUUUUGAAUGAAGACAUUUGUACAUAAUAAAAAAUACAUUGAAGAAUGUUUAUAUAUUCAA
Messenger RNA from Antechinus flavipes (yellow-footed antechinus), 1634 nucleotides. RefSeq lists its product as uncharacterized. The record is from RefSeq and is a predicted model, not a curated record. Bases 20 to 1204 code for a protein of 394 amino acids. Gene Ontology annotation, molecular function: protein binding. Gene Ontology annotation, cellular component: SCF ubiquitin ligase complex. Lineage: Eukaryota; Metazoa; Chordata; Mammalia; Dasyuromorphia; Dasyuridae. Gene Ontology annotation, biological process: SCF-dependent proteasomal ubiquitin-dependent protein catabolic process. The transcript has 9 exons.